Thlaspi arvense is the source of this 1677-nucleotide messenger RNA. NCBI's taxonomy places the organism in Eukaryota, Viridiplantae, Streptophyta, Magnoliopsida, Brassicales, Brassicaceae. The record is from the annotation of a GenBank genome assembly.
AUGUUUGAUGAAAGCAAGUUCGAUGUCAAUCUCAAGCUGUGGGCUCUUAGAAUUCCCCGUGAGCUCUGUAAAAGCGCAACUCGGAUACUCAAUGGGUACAUGCUCAACAUGCCGCGAAUUAAGCCCAUCACCGAAGAUCCUGCUUGUGAAAAGACUCGUUUGGUGAUAUUGUCUGAAAGUGUUCAAAGUUCUGAUUUAUUGGAGAUACCCGAUGAAAAACUAAACCAGCUUAAGAAACUAAGUGAAGCAGUUGAAGUAGUUUCUCACUCGGUCACCCUUGGGUAUUCCUAUUGGAGUGCAGGUCAUAUUGCCCAUUUGAAUCUACAUGAUGAGCUCCUUCCAUUCAAAGAUGUUAUAGCAAAGGUUAUCUUCGAUAAAAACUAUCCAAGGAUCAAGACAAUUGUUAAUAAAGUCGGGACUAUCUCUAAUGAGUUUCGAGUGCCAAAGUUUGAAGUGUUGGCUGGAGAAAAUGGGAUGGAAACAGAAGUGAAGCAAUAUGGGGCAAGGUUUAAGCUGGACUACAGCCUGGUUUAUUGGAACUCGAGACUGGAGCAUGAGCACAUGCGCCUCUCGUCUCUGUUCAAACCUGGAGAAACCGUGUGUGAUAUGUUUGCUGGUAUUGGACCUUUUGCUAUUCCGGCUGCACAAAAAGGAUGCUUCGUUUACGCAAAUGAUUUAAACCCAGACAGCGUUCGGUACUUGAAGAUCAAUGCACAGUUCAAUAAGGUCGAUGAGUUGAUUUGUGUGCACAAUAUGGAUGCUCGAAAGUUCAUUUCUCAGUUGAUGACGGUCUCAACUUGUGAGGGUAAUUUGCAAUCAGUUGCUGAUGACAAAGCAAAGGAAGCAGUCGCGAGUCAAGGAGAGGAUACGAAUGCUGGAGUUAGAAGAGAGGAAAUAAGUGAAUCUAAUGCAAGCAUAAAUGAGCCUCUUGCUGCAAAUAAGAAGCCAUCUUGUAUAUCAGAGACGGAAAAUGGGGUAGGUAAAGACUGCAAGAAGACUAUAGAAGGAAACGCAAAUAAGAGGAUGAAACAAACGUUGCUCCCAAUCGCAAAGCCGUGGGAACAUAUCGACCAUGUUAUUAUGAACCUUCCAGCUUCUGCCUUGCAGUUUCUCGAUGCUUUCAGUAAUGUUAUUCAAAGAAGGUAUUGGAAGGGAACUCUGCCUUUAAUUCAUUGCUAUUGCUUCAUACGUGCAAGCGAAACCACAGAGUCUAUAGUUGCAGAAGCUGAAACUGCAUUGAAGUUCCAUAUAGAAGACCCGGUCUUCCACAAGGUCAGAGAUGUUGCGCCAAACAAGGCGAUGUAUUGCCUAAGCUUUAGACUACCUGAAGCAUGCUUGAGGCAAGAAGACUAAAAGACAUUUUUGGGAAGAGACAAGAAUCAAAACCUAUGUUGGGACUUUUUUUUGUAUUUCAUUUGGAUUUUGCUAAAGAGUUUGUAUCCAUUCUCUAUACUCCAUUCUUGAAUGUCAUAACUCAUAAGUUUCAGGUUUAGUUUUAUGCUCAGAGAGUCAGAGUAUUAACAAAAGCAAAACAGUUUAGCUUAAACUUUGGUUGCAUAUGGAUGCAAAACUUCGAGAUUGCCGGCUUAAGUUUUGUGAUUGUGAUUAUUAUUAGGAAGUUACAGACUUAAAGUGUGAAAAAAUAGAUUUAACCGAACAAACAUUGUAUUUUUGUUU